AUGAACUCCGGCGGCCGACGGCCGCGAGAACACGAGGGCUGGGGGACUGCCACGGCCUGCCCACGACGGGCGGCCGCGGGCAGGGGACUUGAAGGGCCGCGCCGACGAUUCGGUGCGGCCAAGUCUCGUCUCGACGACGCAAGUACCCUGGAAAGGAUCUUGCGGACGGCCGUCACGGCCAAGUGCGUCUCCGCGACGCCAGGUACCCUGGAAGGGACGCGGCCGAGGCCCCGAGGCGUGCAAGGCGGAACGAGGUACCCUGGAAAGGAGGAAGUCCUCGAGUGCUCCGGGUACCCCACAAGGCGAUCCCAAGUACCCUGGAAAGGGGGUGCCGGGUGCCCUGGAAAGGCCAAGUACCCUGGAGAGCAGUUCCCAGGUACCCUGGAGCAGAAAUCCCAAGUGCCCUGGAGCGGAAAUCCCAAGUACCCUGGAAGGCAAUCCCCAAGUACCCUGGAAGGCAAUCCCCAAGUACCCUGGAAAGGAAAUCCUAAGCCUAUGUAUUUUAUCGGGAAACAAAAUAGAGGUAGAAGAGGCCAUAGUAGGGGGGUAAUAGAGCAUAGGGUGUAGCUUAUACUAGGGGCUCUAUUAUAAAAUUGUAAAAUAGGGUACUAAAAAGUAGAAUUUUUGUUUAGAGGCAAUGUAAAAGCUUCAGCAUUAA
This is a messenger RNA of Colletotrichum destructivum, 658 nucleotides long. RefSeq lists its product as uncharacterized. The record is from RefSeq and is a predicted model, not a curated record. NCBI's taxonomy places the organism in Eukaryota, Fungi, Ascomycota, Sordariomycetes, Glomerellales, Glomerellaceae. Bases 1 to 567 code for a protein of 188 amino acids. The transcript has a single exon.